GCAGUCGUGCGUCUGAUGAAGCUGGGACGCUGUAAAAACAUCGUGGUGGUGACUGGAGCGGGAAUCAGCACGGCCAGUGGAAUCCCAGACUUCCGAACUCCAGGAACAGGUCUGUACGCCAACCUGGAGAAGUACAACGUCCCGUAUCCCGAAUCCAUUUUCAACAUCGACUUCUUCACCAACGACCCGCUGCCUUUCUUCUCACUGGCCAAAUCGCUGUAUCCAGGCAACCACCGGCCAAACUACAUCCACUACUUCAUCCGAACGCUCCACCAAAAGGGCCUCCUGCUCCGGACGUACACGCAGAACAUAGACGGGCUCGAAAAAUUGUGCGGGAUCCCAGAGGACAAACUUGUAGAGGCUCACGGUUCCUUCGCCACAGCGUCGUGUCAUCUCUGCUACACGCCGUAUCCAUCUGACGAGGCCAAGGAGGCCAUCAUGAACGACCAGGUCCCCACGUGCUCCUUCUGUGCCGCUGCGGUCAAACCUGACGUCGUGUUUUUCGGGGAGGAUCUUCCACAGAAAUAUUUCUUGAAUUCUGAAGAUUUCCCAAAAGCCGAUCUGCUUUUAAUCAUGGGCACGUCCUUACAGAUUGAGCCGUUUGCCAGUUUGGUGAACACCGUCCGUCCCUCUGUGCCUCGUCUGCUCCUGAACCGUGACCCCGUGGGCCCCUUCACCAAAGUCCCUCUGAGGAAAAAGGACUACGUGGAACUGGGCGACCUGGAGGACCUGGUGCGGAGGUUUGCUCAGAUGUUGGGCUGGAAUGAAGACGUGGAGGAGAUGAUGAGAGCACAAGAAGCUGCAAUGAGCAGUACGUCGCUGUGCCAACAGUCAGAGCCGCAGACCCGGAGCUGAGGCACUGACUAGAAGCUGUGCAGUUUUUCCUCCAACAUUGCAGCACUGAACCAAUCCAGGAGAAGAAAAAGAGGAUUCCGCUCUCAGAUGUGCCUCAUUAAACUGAUC
This is a messenger RNA of Boleophthalmus pectinirostris (great blue-spotted mudskipper), 963 nucleotides long. RefSeq lists its product as uncharacterized. The record is from RefSeq and is a predicted model, not a curated record. Bases 16 to 855 code for a protein of 279 amino acids. NCBI's taxonomy places the organism in Eukaryota, Metazoa, Chordata, Actinopteri, Gobiiformes, Gobiidae. Gene Ontology annotation, molecular function: NAD+ binding; histone deacetylase activity, NAD-dependent. The transcript has 7 exons.